AAGGUUGUAGCACCCUUCCAGUUGUGUCCUGAACGGUUCUGACGCCUCUCGGGAUUGCUGGGGGAUUCUCUUAGAAGCAGAUUCCCAUCCUGGGCUGGGCUGUCCACGUUUUCCAUGAAUGAUUUUUCCAUAAAGCAGACAGUACCACUUUGACUUCACCCAUCAUUUCCCAAUGGUUUCUCCCACGACCCCUCCCUCUCAAACGGUUUUUCUCCCAGAUCCCUGGUACUAGCUUCUUCCAGCAGAUCGUGUGACAACUAGAUCUCUAAGUGGCGCAAAAUCCAGACCUUGCUCCUCCCGGUAGCCACGGUACUGCGAUCUGGGGGACCAUUUCUCAUCUCUAUGAAACUUGUUUGGCCAUCUAUUCUUCUUCCGCUAUACGGAACUGAUAAACUUCGAAGAUGGCGGCCCACAGGACCAGGCAUCCGUGGGCGCGGCCAUGUUCUCUGCGCUUCUUAAGGACAUGGUAGAAAGGCUGUGCAGCUGCAUCUGCGCCAUGUUGACUGUUGGAGACCUGAGGCGUCAACAGUAAUUCGGAGCAUGCGCAGUACUAACAGACCACAGAGGCGGUUGUAGAAGUCGGAUCGGAAGUGGAAGUAGUCCUCGAACGGAGUUUUUUUUUUUUUUUUUUUUUCCCCCUCCUUUCUGCCGCUUCUAUUGGGAGCAUUUCCAUAUUUUAAUGACAAGAAGUCUCUGAGAUGAUUCUGGUUUCUUGGUGUGUCUCUGAGGCUCCUGCUGUUCAAGAUCUUCUGGCAGACUCCACAUCACCUAGCAGCUCUGACUGAAUUCACAGAGGACGACUCAGCUUCAGGCUGCUGAGAAAACAGGAUUGAGACUCAGUGUGACCAUGCCAGCUAAUUGGACUUCACCCCAGGAAGUAACAGCCCUGGCUCCAGAGGACCAAGGCAGCUCCUGUGAGGGAUCAGUGUCCUUCAUGGAUGUGACGAUAGACUUCAGCAGAGAAGAAUGGCAACACCUAGACCCUGCUCAGAGAACCCUCUACCGGGACGUGAUGCAGGAGACCUACAGCCACCUGCUGUCAGUAGGAUAUCAAGUUCCCAAACCAGAGGUUUUCAUGCUGGAGGAAGGAAAGGAGCCAUGGGCAUUGCGGGGUGAGAAUCCAUAUCAGCGCUGUCCAGAAGAAUUUCAGCAGAUUGUUGACCAGAAAGAGACCUAUCAGCAAACAGAAAAUAAACCAGCAAGUGAUGUUGCUUUCAUCAAGAUACUGGCUACAGAGAGUCAUGAAUAUAAGGACAUUAGAAAAAUCAUUCAUGUGAGCCCAAACAUUUUUCUUCCUUCUUCAAGAUCAUAUCGGUGUGAGUCAUUUGGGAAUGGUCUGAAGCAUAAUUUAGAUUUGCACGGUAAUAGAAAUAAUCCAUCAAAAAAAAUUAAAAAGAUAGCUGAAUAUGGCAUAUUUUCUUCCUAUUCUGACUGGGACCAUAAUCAAUGUGGAAAAGUCCUCAGUUAUAAUCAAGUACCUUGUCAAUAUCAGAAAAUUCACAUUGGGGAGAAAUCAUAUGAAUAUGCUGAAUUUGGAAAGAUCUUCACCCAGAAGUCACAGCUCAAAGUACAUCUGAACUCUCAUAUAGGAGAAAAACUCUAUGUAUGUAUUGAGUGUGGGAAGGCUUUUGCACAGAAACCAGAAUUCUUUACACAUCAAAAAACUCAUACUAGAGAGAGGCCCUAUAAAUGCAAUGACUGUGGAAAGUCCUUUUUCCAAGUAUCUUCUCUCUUCAGGCAUCAGAGAAUUCACACAGGAGAAAAGCUCUAUGAAUGCAGUGAAUGUGGGAAAGGCUUCUCAUAUAACUCAGAUCUCAGUAUACAUCAGAAAAUUCAUACAGGAGAGAGACACCAUGAAUGUGUUGACUGUGGCAAAGCAUUCACACAGAAGUCCACACUCAAGAUGCACCAGAAAAUUCAUACGGGGGAGAGGUCCUACAUAUGUAUUGAAUGUGGACAGGCCUUCAUCCAGAAGACACACUUGGUUGCACACCGAAGAAUUCACACUGGAGAAAAGCCAUACAAAUGUAGUAACUGUGGGAAAUCCUUCAUUUCCAAGUCACAGCUCCAGGUACAUCAGCGAAUUCACACAAGAGUGAGGCCCUUUGUAUCUACUGAAUAUGGGAAGGGCUUCAGCAAUAGUUCCAAUCUCAUUACACACAAGAAAGUUCAGAUUCGAGAGAAAUCUUCCAUUUGCACUGAAUGUGGGAAGGCCUUUACCUACAGGUCAGAGUUAAUUAUACAUCAGAGAAUUCACACUGGCGAGAAACCUUAUCAGUGUAGCGACUGUGGAAAAGCCUUCGCUCAGAAGUCAGCCCUCACAGUGCAUCAAAGAAUCCAUACAGGAGAAAAAUCGUAUGUGUGUGUGAAGUGUGGGCUGGCCUUCAUCCAAAAAGCACACCUGGUUGCACAUCAGAUAAUUCAUACUGGAGAAAAGCCUUAUAAAUGUGGUCACUGUGGGAAACUCUUUACUUCCAAGUCACAACUCCAUGUACAUAAACGAAUUCACACAGGAGAAAAACCUUAUGUUUGCAGUAAAUGUGGAAAGGCCUUCACCAACAGGUCAAAUCUCAUCACACAUCAGAAGACUCAUACAGGAGAAAAAUCCUUUGUAUGUUCAAAAUGUGGAAAGGCCUUCACUCAGAGGUCAGACUUGAUUACACACCAGAGAAUUCAUACAGGAGAGAAACCAUAUGGAUGCAGUACCUGUGGAAAAGCCUUCACCCAGAAGUCACACCUCAAUAUACAUCAGAAAAUUCAUACUGGAGAGAGACAGUAUGAGUGCCAUGAAUGUGGGAAAGCCUUCAAUCAGAAAUCAAUACUCAUUGUGCAUCAGAAAAUUCAUACAGGGGAGAAACCCUAUGUGUGUACUGAAUGUGGAAGAGCUUUCAUCCGAAAGUCCAAUUUCAUUACUCAUCAAAGAAUUCAUACUGGAGAGAAACCUUAUGAAUGCAGUGAUUGUGGAAAGUCAUUUACCUCCAAAUCUCAGCUCCUGGUGCACCAGCCAAUCCACACAGGCGAGAAACCUUAUGUGUGUGCUGAAUGUGGGAAGGCCUUCAGUGGCAGGUCAAAUCUUAGCAAACACCAAAAAACUCAUACUGGGGAGAAACCUUACAUCUGUUCUGAAUGUGGGAAGACCUUUAGACAGAAGUCAGAAUUGAUUACACAUCAUAGAAUUCAUACUGGAGAGAAACCUUAUGAGUGUAGUAAUUGUGGGAAAUCUUUCACCAAGAAAUCGCAGCUCCAGGUACAUCAACGAAUUCACACAGGAGAGAAGCCUUAUGUGUGUGCUGAGUGUGGGAAGGCCUUCACUGAUAGGUCCAAUCUGAAUAAACACCAAGCAACUCACACCGGAGACAAACCCUAUAAGUGCAUAGUCUGUGGGAAAGGCUUUGUUCAGAAAUCGGUGCUUAGUGUGCAUCAGAGUAUUCACACUCUAACAAUAUGAGGAAAAACUCUGAGGACAUAUCUUACUAUAAUCUUUGACUCCAUGCAACAGGAUAAUGUGUAUAUUAUUGUGUGGGGGGUUUUUUGGGGGGAGGGUCUUUUUGAGACAAGGUCUCCCUGUAGCCCCAAUUGGCCUGGAACUCACUAUGUAGACCAGGCUGGCCUUGAACUCACAGAGAUCCACCUGCCUCUGCCUCCUGAGUGCUGGGAUUAAAAGCGUGCAUCACGAUGCCCAGCCGUAUAAUGUGUAUAUUAUUGUAAAUAGAAAUGCCCACAUGACAGUGUCACACAUUACUGCUCAGAAGAAUACCUUGGAGAUGGUACUGUGUGUGUGUGUGUGUGUGUGUGUGUGUGUGUGUGUGUGUGUGGGGGGUGUAAGGCACUUUCUACAUUGCUGAGAAGGAAUUGAAUCAAUUUGGUGCAGUAGAACUUUUUCAUGAAUAAUACAAUGGAACACUGUUACCACGUUCUUCAGGGGAAAGAUUGUGUUAACCCAUGUUAAUGAGAAUCCUGUUGGUGGACUAGGUACAGUGCCAACCAGUUGAAUGGUAAAACCAUAUAAUACACACAACAGUGAUAGUCCUGUCUUCUGUAAGUUAUUUGUUGCAGAACACAUUGUCUAACAGAGCUGUGGGUGUGAUUUCAUUCUUUAGUUGAAUCUGAUAUACCUGUACAUAUUCAAUCACCCAUUGAGUACUUGUACAUACAAAGAGAUACCAUAGGAUCAGUUGUGGCAGUACAUACUUGUAAUCCCAGCCCUUGGGGAGCUGGGGCAAGAGGAUCACUCUUGAGUUCAUGGCUAGUCUGAGAUACAAAGGGAGACCCUGCCUCAAAAAAUAUGAGAGAGAGUAGAGGGGAGGGGUAUAUAGACUGACACAAACUUCAGGGACUGUAAGUGGUCCGUACUGUCACACCAAGACCUGGCACCCACUUUAUUAGCUGCCAAUAAUAUCAAGGAUAUCUGUCACAAACUCUUACAUUGCCUUCUGACCCCUGGCCUAAUGUGUUUUGAAUCCCUUUUACCCUCAACUUUGAAAGGGAGAAGACUUGAAGUAAGAAUUUUCAGGUCACCUGGGUCAAAAUCUCAUCACAGUUCUUUACACUCAUUUGCCUUCCUUAAUGAUUGACUUUCAUAAAACUCAUUAGAAUAACCCUGGGGUUGGGGGAUUUAACUAAGUGGUAGGACACUUGUCUAGCAAAUACUAGAUCCCCCAGCUUGCAGUGGGAGGAGAUACACAUCCCUAACCUCUCCCUCAAACACAUCAGUUGAGUUCCAGCUUCCAGGCCUUUGUGUUUGUCAUGCCUCUGCAAAGAGCACAGUUCAUGUUAUCCGGUCGCUUGCUCCUUCAUGCCUUUCCUCCAGUGACACCUCCACCCAGCCCGUCCCUGCCUUUCCUGCCUACUUGGUUCAAAAUUCUAAUCCCUCUCCUUUUAUCCUCCACAGCACUUAACUGCCUUGUAUAUUUUGCUUUUUUGUCUGAGGCACUCACUAGAAUCUUUUCCCUAUUCGUCAUGAGUCUAUGCACAUGCCUGAAGAUGGGCAUUUUGGAGUGUUGACCCUGGCUUAUACCAGUUCUCUGAUCUUUUCUACAUUGCAGCAUAGGAGGUGCCAACAGGGAGAACCAAACUCCCUAAACUGUGCCAGGCAUCUUCACCUCCAGUCUCUACCUGAGCUGUGCCUCUUCCUAAACCUAAAAAGUCAAUAUAAACCUUCCAGAUACUAAUUUGCUUAAGGAAACUGGGAAAUAUGUGGGUGCUUUUUUCCCCCAGAUCCCAAAAUGAUUCUAAAAUCCCAAAGUAUCAGAUCCAAAAUAAUAAAAAAGAAAGAAAAAACCAGGUGUGGUGGUGCAUGCCUUUAAUCCCAGGACUUGGGAGGCAGAUCUCUGAGUUUGAGGCCAGCCUGGCCUACAUAGCAAGUUCCAGGCCAGCCAGGGCUGCUCAGUGAGACUAUGUCCAAAACCAGACACAAAAAGUCCAAUUAUCCUUACCCCUACCUGCAGAGUUCUAAUCCAUUCCGCUAGAGAACCCAAAGUAUAGUCGCUUAUCCCAACUCGUCAAGUGUCAGUGGUAACGACGGGUCAAGAGGAGAUAGAUGGGUGGGUCAUCUUUGAAAGUUGGGUAAUCACCCCAAAGUAGGGAGCAAAGGGAUGUAAAUAGAACAGAAGUGAAAGCUGUGAGGGUAGGGUUCAAUCCUGGCACCAAUAAUGGUUCACUUAAUGAGUCUGGGCAUGCCAAACAACUUCCUCUAUUACCGCACCUAUAAAGUGGGAUUAUUGGAGGAUGAAGUGACUUAAUUUGAUCCACAUGAAGCAGGACCAGCAGAAUCCAGUGAGGGUUUGCUGUUUUUAUCUUCAGAUAUGUUGGCAUAGAUCUGAGCAUCUACAGGCCCAAGUCUUGUGUAGGGAAGCACAUCUUUUUGUAAACCAGUUUCAAUUUUCUUUUAUGUUUAUCAUAAUGCAAUAUAGUGCUAACAUACACAUAUAUAUGCAUAGUUUUAAAUUUUAUUUUUAUGUGUAUGUGCACCACGUGCAUGCAGUGCCCUCAAA
Messenger RNA from Nannospalax galili (Upper Galilee mountains blind mole rat), 5993 nucleotides. RefSeq names its product zinc finger protein 585A (gene Znf585a). The transcript has 5 exons. Gene Ontology annotation, molecular function: RNA polymerase II cis-regulatory region sequence-specific DNA binding; DNA-binding transcription factor activity. The record is from RefSeq and is a predicted model, not a curated record. Gene Ontology annotation, biological process: regulation of transcription by RNA polymerase II. Bases 848 to 3448 code for a protein of 866 amino acids. Lineage: Eukaryota; Metazoa; Chordata; Mammalia; Rodentia; Spalacidae.